Molecule: messenger RNA, 871 nt
Organism: Blepharisma stoltei
Lineage: Eukaryota; Ciliophora; Heterotrichea; Heterotrichida; Blepharismidae
Source: the annotation of a GenBank genome assembly
AUGCACGCCAUUCAAGUAAAAUCUUUUACAUUUGACGCACUAGAUGAACCUAGAGUUAAAAAGGCUUCCCCUUUAAGAAAGAAUUUUUCUAAAAAGACCUUGAAUAUUCCUCAUUCUGCAAAAUCAUCCAGGCAACAGAAUGAAAAUCAUAAAAAGCAACUAAUUUAUUGCUCGAGUGAGUUUAUGCUAAAUUUGCUUGAAAGAAAGCCAUCAAUCCCUGUAAGUGAAAGACUAUCUAAUCUAAAUUAUCGAUAUGUGAGCUUGCAUGCAAUAACACCUAAAUUUUAUAUCCUUUAUUGAACAAUUAUAUAAAAAUUUAAAAAAUUAGCCCCAUUUUGAUUGAGCGAUUAUUAGUAUUCAUAUUUUUAUAUAAAAAAUUAAAAAAGUGCAUUAAAUUAUCUUAUUUUAUAUAUUUUCCGAACCUUUUAGCCCUCAUCAUAAUGCAACUUCGGUUGAUCAAUCAAUGAUAAGGAGUAAGCAUUUUACGAACUCAAAACCAUUGAAAGCAGAUUUUCUUCUAAAAUCCCCUGUUAAUAUAAGAGAGCAAUUUACAACGUUUAUAAGAGAAAGACCAAGUACAGCAAAACAAAGGCCAGCUACUUUCCAAGCACAGCAGAGACCUAAAACAGCUAAAGUUACAGUCAAGCCGCUAAAUAAUCCAUUCUCUAUAACAAAGGAAAAAGUUGAAGCUAUAACAGUUGCGGAAACUAAAGAAAGAAAGUCAGAUCCAAGUCCAAUUAAAAGAAAUCGGCAUGAAAUAUUGAGAAUUGACAUAAAAGUUCCACAAUUUGAUAAUUUUGAUGAUGAUUCAGAAGGAGAAAUUAUUUCUGAAUAUUUGUCAUCAUUUAAAUAUCCAGAAGCUAACAACUAA